GUUAUUCGUUGAAGUAUUCCGUUGCAAUACCUUUACAUUUGGUUGCGCGUACAAUAUGGUUCAAUAAGAAUAUUUUUCGUCAGAGUUACUUCUCGCGAAUCUACUUUCGCACACGCCACGUCUGAUCAAUCGAACUAUAUAAUCGAAAAUGAGAUGGCUAAUUAUCAGACAAAUCUUCUGAUUUUAUUUCUUGUUAGAAUAAUUCACUCUUUUCGGAACGAUACCUUGUGACAUUACCAAAAAUUAUCAGUAUUCUCAUUCUAAAUAACUCAAAUUCGAUUAUUCGAUAUACCUUACCAAGUGUUAUUCAUGACUUUUCCGGUGUUUUUUUGGAAUGAUAGAGGCAAGAGCAUAUGUAUAUAUAAGUGCAGAGUACAGUAACAAUGACAGGCAGAAGAGUAGCAGUGGCUGGCGAAUUGAUAGUUGACAAGAUUGAUGCAACCAGGUCUAAUGUGAAAAUGUUUAAAUCUUUUGUAUCGAAAAGAAAAGCAUCAAAAUUCAGUUGAGGUUAAAGCGUCAGCAAUGACGUCAUCUUAUCCAAGGAGAAGCGCCCAAGUACAGUGUAAAUGUCGCAGUAGUUUAAAAUAUAUGGAAGUGCCUGUGUACAAGUCAUAGUCGAUAAAGAUCAGUUACUUGUUAUCUUUAUAUCAAUACAUAACAAUCAGUUACUUGUUAUCUUUAUAUCAAACAAAACACAAAACUAAACUUAAAAUAACAGAAACGAUAAAUCAUUUAAAGUUAAAAAAUAACACGGGAUUUUGCAAACAUAAUGGCUGUCAACAAUGAGGUGGUUCCAGACCAAAAUUUCGAAGAUAUGAAGAGUCUUGCUAUUGAACAACAACAAUGCUUCUAUGAACAUCUCUGUGACUGCAUGAAAUAUCAAUUUGACGAACAUAAAUACUUGAAACAGAAUAUCGGAUAUGCGUGUUACGGUCCACCGAAUAACGAAAAUACAGAUGCAAUAGAAAGUAAUGUUCAUUACAACACAGAAAACCAAAACGAAGAUGCAGAUAUAACUGAUACAGUAGAUUAUAAUGAUAAAGCUAAAGCUGUUAUAGAUAAAAUAUAUCAUAAAAUAUGCGAAUAUACAAUAGGAACCAAUUGUAAUGAACCAAUUUAUUUUACUAUCAUUUAUAAUGUGGUGGUAUGUUCAAAACCAAAAAAAUCUAAGGAAGAAAUAGAUGAAACAGAGGAGAGAGAUGAUAAAGGUUUUGUAGUAAUACCUAUUCCUAUUUUUAAAAUAUGGAGGAAAAAGGAAAUCAAAGGAACAGAAAAAAAAGCGAAGAAAGAGAAAGAAGCAGCAAAAAAAUUACUAAAAACAGAUGAGGAAUACGAGAUAUGGUAUAUCGAUACCACUGGCAGAAUAUAUAAAGAUUGGGCAGAUUAUAAGACAAACAAUAAUCUCUUCGAAUGUACUAUGGUUCUUCCAAAAGACGGCUUAUACCAACCAGAUCCGUCUUGUCCGAUCACAGAGGACUAUUCAACAGUUUGGCUUGAGAUCAUGGAUUCACCUGCGUGUUCAUUGGCAUCGCAGAUUUGUAGUGGAGUAGAUAUUGCUUCUGCCAUUACUGGAACCGGGGCAGCUGUAUUGGGUGUUGCGUCAUUAUUUACACCUCUUGCACCAGUCGUUGCUGUUACAGGGCUCGUCGCUACCGGAACAACUGCCGUUUGGGCAAUGGCACGGGGUACUCAGCAAUUGAUAGAUCGAAGUACCCACGAAGAAUCCAUCAAUCCUUUAGAUCGAGAUGCAUUUCCACAGUGGCUCACAAUCACCGGCUCAGUGUUUGGUUUAGGAGCGAUAGGAGGAGCAGCAGCUAUUUCUACUGCUGUUUCACGUGGUAUGACGGUAAAUACCGCUGCAAGAUUAGCAUUCAACACUGUACAAGGUAGCAAUUUGUUCUUGAAUGGCGUCGGUAUCGUGUAUCAGGGCUAUUGUAUGGUAGAUAGAUAUAAUACAGAUGAGACAAUCAGUUGGUUCGACGCGGUAAGCAUGGCGACGCAUCUCAUGUUCUUUGCCGGUACUGUGGUGAACAUUCAAUUCGCUGGAGACAUCAUCGAGAGCAAUCAGAAUAGGAUCAUUGAUGACUACAGAGACACUCUGCGUAGCAAGAAUCUCCGUAAAAAAUUCAAUCGCAUCAAGCGACGGGCAACCGCGAAUAAUUCAUGCAAAAUGUCCGAAAAUGCAGAAGUGAUACGUUACAUAAAGAAUCGUAUUCAGCUGUUAUCUUCUGACCCCAACGCUAGUACUUCUGUCGUCGACAAUCGGUCAUCCAUUAAUCCAAUGACAGAAAAUGUUAAGCCCAAUAUAAUCAUACGGACGAUUGAGAACGGUAUAUUGGUAAUUAAUGGAAUUGCACUUUUGGAUGCUGUCGAAUUUGUCAUGCAACUUAUACGGACAGGGAUACCAACCGAUUCUAAUGAAGACAACAGGUCGGACUUGGAAAGCUAUGAGAGUGAUCUUGGUACUGCGCAACUGUGCAGUCUGCUUGAUAGAUUGUUAUCGACACAUAAUUUGAACAUUAGCGAUUUCGGCCCAGUAAAUAUGUCUGAAUUGCUUCCACUGCUCAGGGAAAUGCAUUCUUUAAAUGUGGAUGGAGAUCUUCUGCAGAAAAUAUUUAGUAUCGCUAUGAAAUUAAUACGACUUUCCAGAAGCCCAAAGGAAUUUCUAUUUAAGACGAUGAGACUUAUCUGGUUGUAUUGUAAGACGAAUUUGAGACAAUGGGGUAUAACAACGUGCCUUCGUAGGCAGAGCAUUGCAGGUUUCAAGAUUCUACGCAUGAUUAUCACUGCACUUUUUGAAUCUGACAGACUUGAUAACCUUUAUAUUGCUUUUGAAAAGUGGAUGGAUCAUUUGAUGAUAUCUUGAUGCAUAAUUCAAUAAUACGUGCAAAGAAAUUAACACGCACAACAGUAUAUAUAUAUAUAUAGAGAGAGAGCAAUAUGUGAUUAAAGAAUUUUAUAGAGUUGUGCCUUACGUUAUAAUAUUCUAAUGAAAAUUAAUAUAUUUUACAUAAAUACUUUAGAUAUAUAUAUAUUUCAUUAUGUUUUUGAUUAAUUUUGAUCAAAUAAUGCAGUUCUAGUUAAGUAAAUUAGUUCAUGAACCAUUUCAUGGACAGUAUUUAAUAAUUUCUAAAAAGUAGUUGUAAUACGCACAAUAAUGUAUAGAGAGAAUAAUAUAUGAUUAAAAAAUUA
Molecule: messenger RNA, 3192 nt
Organism: Dinoponera quadriceps
Lineage: Eukaryota; Metazoa; Arthropoda; Insecta; Hymenoptera; Formicidae
Exons: 4
Coding region: 770-2866 (698 amino acids)
Source: RefSeq, a predicted model, not a curated record